CCAGGAGCUUCUGCCGCCAUCAUGAUCCCGAAGCCUCAGGAGGAGUCGGGAGCGCUCUUGAUCCGCCGGAAUAUGGUGAGCCCUCAUUGGUCGGCCAGGGGGGGCUGAGCCAGAAGUCUCUUCACUCAGGUCAGAAUUUGAGAUGAUUGAGGACGUGAGCGGCCACGUGGAGCAUCAGAGUGCAGAGGAGCUGGAGUGCAAGAUAUGCUACUGCUCCUACAACCUGGGGAGCCGCCGGCCCAAGGUUCUGGAAUGCCAGCACCGCCUGUGCGCCAAGUGCCUAGCCAAGAUCCAGGACCUGGCGGAGUCGCCUCCCAGCACCGUGGUCUGUCCCUUCUGCCGCUAUGUGACCAGGCUGCUCGGAGACGCCGCCUGCUGCCUCCCGGACGACUACGACCUGCUGGCCGCGCUGGCCCUGGGGAGCCGCAACCUCACCUUCUGUCGGGACGAACUCCUGCUGGAUCCCCGUCGUUUGAGCUCCUGGAUGGGAAGCGAAACCACCUCCGCUGCCGCUUACUCCUCCAUCCGAGGCUCUCCUAACUUUGUGGUCAUCACCAUCAUGGAGCCUCCGCCGGCUCCCUCCCCGGAACGAGCGGUCGUCCGGCAGGACUCGGCGGCGUCUGUCGCGCAGAGGCGGUCCUUGCGGAACUGCGCCGUCUCUCUGUGCCGGACGUCGGCACGGGCCCUGGUAUGGGUGCUUGGGCUGCUCUACUUCAGCUCCCUGCCAGUUGGGGUCUACCUGCUCAUCAUGCAGCAGACCGCCGCGGGGGUCCUCCUGGUGAGCCUGGUCCCCGCCAGUCUGGUCACAGUGAUGGUCUACGGCUUCUGCCAAUGCGUGUGCACCGAGGUCUGGAAUUGCUUGCCACCGUAGCUGCACCGCGCGUACCUUUUGGACAUUUUUUCUGGUGUUGCAGUAUCAGUUCCGACAGGGACAUAACUAGGUCUUAAGAACAGGGGGGGUUUAGCCCCUAGAACAGGGGUGGGCAAACUAUUCCACAAAGGGCCGCAGUGGGUGCGGGUUUUUGUUCAUACCCAUCAUGAGUACAGCCUUUCACAAAUCUGGUUUCUUACAAGUGCAAUCAAUUGAUUGCAGUCAGGUGCUUCUUGUUUCCACUGAAACCUCAUUGGUUAAACUGUCUGUGCUGAAUCAGUUGGAACAAAGACCAGGACCCACUGUGGCCCUUGAGGACCGGUUUGCCCACCCCUGCCCUAGAAGAUGCACAGGAUGUAAGUGAACGUAGCAUACAAGCACAAAAACAGCUAACAAAGACUGAUAAUUUAUUCAUUAUUAUCAUUAUCGUUGUUGUUUCGGUCUAUUUUUUAAUACAGUAGAACAACAGGGGAAAAUGGCUCCAAUUGCAAAUUACUUGGUAGAUGGAGGCAUCAAAAAAUGCCGUUUGUGUUUAAGGGUGUUGAUCAGUCUGUUGUGAUUCAGAUGAGGUGUAUGUAUGCUUUCUACAGUAUCAUCAUUUUCUAGGCUUGGUCCACUUUCUAAUCAUUACUCUCCUACUCACACUUUCCAGUAGAGGUCUCUCACCCUCUUUGCUCCUCUGCUCUGACUCCUACAGGUCAAUAAAGGUAGUGGAGUGAUUAUUAUGAGUGUAUUAUUAUGACUAUUCACUGUUGAUAAUUAUACGUGAAUGAGCUCAGCUCCUGUACUCAUCUAUGCGUUAAGUGAGAAACACUGCUGAUGAUCCAGAAGGAAGUCACCCCCAAAAAAGAGUGGUAAAAAGA
Molecule: messenger RNA, 1734 nt
Organism: Corythoichthys intestinalis (scribbled pipefish)
Lineage: Eukaryota; Metazoa; Chordata; Actinopteri; Syngnathiformes; Syngnathidae
Gene: rnf182
Product: ring finger protein 182
Exons: 2
Coding region: 143-871 (242 amino acids)
Biological process (GO): protein ubiquitination
Cellular component (GO): cytoplasm
Molecular function (GO): ubiquitin-protein transferase activity
Source: RefSeq, a predicted model, not a curated record